CAACAGCAACAACAACUACAAAAAUAACUACUAUGACAACAACAACAGCUCUACUGCUGCUGGUGUUGGCGGCCAACCAAACGGCGGCCAUGUCACUGGAUCGCUUGACCCUGGAGCGCAACGAAUUGUCGGCGCCAGCCGAAACCCAACCUGAAUCGCAGCCAGCCACCGUUGUCGUGGAUGACAUGAAGAUGGCCGCGGUGCCGGCGAAUGGCGCCACGGAUAUAUUCAUGCUGGUGCCAGAGUCUGUGGCCAGCCAGCUGGACGAGACGGAGCAUGUGAAUCGCAACACCAUCGAGGAGACUGAAGCGCAGGCCGAGGCCGCAGCUGAGGCAGAGGCGGCCGCAGAGGCUGAGAAUGCAGCGAUGGGCGAGAGCGCCGAUAUGCUGAUGCUGGAGAGCGAAGAUGCGCCGGUCAUGCAGCUGGUGGAGCUGCCCAGCGAUGUGGUUGAGGCACAGACCGAGCGAACUGAACAGGCCGACAUGGAGCCGGUGGCAGCGGAGAUCGCAUCGCCGGAGCUGAUCGAGGAGCAUGUGGUUGAGCAGCCCAUGGAGCAGUCUGUGGAGCAAGCACAGCUGGAGGCCAUGGCAGAGGCGACUACCGAGGCAGUUCAGCAAGCCAACGAGGAGGCGCAGGCCGACGAUGAGCUGCUGGCCGAGGAGAGCACGCCAGCUGCCACGGAUGAGCAGAACAGCCCGGCUGAGCCAGUGGAGCAGCAAGCGGACUCAGAGCCAGCUGAAUCCCAGCCAGAUCCAAUCGUGGAGCAACAGCAGGAGCCAGUGGCCGUUGCUGAGAACGAAGUGGACACCACCGAGGCAUCAUCAUCCAUGCUGGACCCCAUCUCGUCGAAUAUUGAGCAAGGCCUGAGUGCAGCCAUGAGCGAGCUGCUGCCCGAGGAGCUGAACGCAACCGAAGCCGACGAGCAGACCCAGCCGGACGAGCAGUCACUCGGCCCAGCUGAGGAGACACCAGCAGAGCAGCCAGUCGAAGAUUUCGAGACACAAACGGAUGCUGCUGAGCCGAUAAUGGAGACAGCCACGGAACAGCUGAUCGAGGAAGCCAUGCCAGUGGCCAGUGAUGCCGCUGAAGAGCAACAAACGCCAGAGGAGAGCCAAAAAGAUGCCGAAACAUUAGUGGAGGAGCCAGUGGCAGCUCCAGCUGAAAUUCCAGUGGCAACACUCGUCGAAGCCCCAGUGGAAAUUCCAGACGAAACUCCAGCUGAAGCUCUGGCUGAAACUCCAGUUGAAGCCCCAGUAGAAGCUCCAGCUCAAACCCCAAUUGAGGCUCCAGCUGAAACUCUAGCUGAUGCACCAGAAGAAGCCCCAGUUGAAACUCCAGCUGAAGCUCCAAUAGAAACUCCAGCUGAAGCUCCAGGUGAAGCUCCUGCUGAAACUCCAGUUGAGACUCCAGUCGAGACUCCCGUAGAAAUUCCAGUGCAAACUCCAGUUAAAGCCGAGUCGGAACCCAUCGUCGCGGAGGCUGAGAAGGAAACCUUGAACGAUGCCGAAUCACAGCUUAUCGAAGUUCUCAGUGAGCCUGAACAAAACGAGGAGGAAGCUGGCAAACCAACGGCAGCUGCUGUCGAGCCGGAGGUGCAGCCGGAAGCGGAGCAAGCUGUGGAGGAGCAGCCAGAAGAAACGCAAAAGCAAAAUGAGAUCUUGGCUGAUGAAGUAAUCGAUGCUGAGCCACAAGCUGAAGCUGCAACUGAAGCUGAGCCACAGUCAGAGCCUCAGUCAGAGCCAGAGACAAUCCAAGCUGAGCCAGAAGCAGAGGAGCAGAUUGUGCCACAAGCUGAGCCGGAAGCAGAGCCACAAGAUGAUGUGCCAGCUGAAAUGAUUGCAGAAAUUCCAGAUGAGGUCCCAGCUGAAAUCCAAGCAGAGAUUCCAGCUGAAAUCGCUGCAGAAAUUCCCGCAGAGAUACCAGCUGAAACUCCAGCAGAGAUCCCUGCCGAGAUUCCCGCCAAGACUCCUGCUGAAACUCUAGUCGAAAUAGCUGCUGAUGCUCCCGCUGAGAUCCCCUCUGAAAUUCCCGCUGAAGUUGCAGUCGAAAUUCCAGCUGCUCCUCAGCCAGAGCCAGAGCAAUCGAUCCUGACCACAAUCAUACCCGCCGUAGUGCCACAGACACCCCAGCGCGAGUCGGAGCCCAUUCAGGUCAUCGAUAGCGUGUUGAACUAUGUGAAUGCUUCAUUCAUACAGCAGGAUCCGUUGCCAGACAUGGACGCGGAGCAGGAGCAGGAGACGGCCACAGAGAGUGCAUUCAAUGCGCAGCUGAGACGCUACGAUGGAGCCCAGCUCUGGCGUAUUGUGGUGCAAACGGACAAGGACAAGAAGCUGGCCGAUGAGCUGCAAACGAAAUACGAUGGACAGCUGUGGAAGGAGGUGAAACAGGAGGUGGACUACCUGCUGAAGCCACAGGUGCUGGCCGCUGCUGAGCGUCACAUACGCGCCGCGAAUCUAUCGCGCAUCGUGCUGAUCGAUAACCUGCAGCAGGUUAUCGAAGUCGAGAAUCCCCCCGCCGAACAAAUCGCCGAGCUCCAGAAUCGCAAGGGACAUCGGCUCACCUGGCAGGCAUACCAUCGCUUGGAGGACAUUCAUGGCUUCAUUGACUAUAUGGCCAAGACCUAUCCGGACAUCUGCUCCACCGAAACGAUUGGCUACUCCGUGGAGAAGCGUCCGCUCAAGAUACUCAAGAUCUCAAAUGGCAAUGCACGCAAUCCCAGCGUCUGGAUCGAUGGUGGCAUGCAUGCCCGCGAAUGGAUCAGCCCGGCCACGGUCACCUUCAUAGCCAAUCAGCUGAUCGAGGGCUGGGAGGAUCUGCCCGAUCACAUGCGCAACAUUAACUGGUACAUCCAUCCGGUGGCCAAUCCCGACGGCUAUGAAUACUCCCACACAACGGAUCGCCUGUGGCGCAAGAACAUGCGCUCCCAUGGUCGGCAAUGUCCGGGCGUCGAUCUCAAUCGCAACUUUGGCUACAAGUGGGGCGGCAAGGGCACCUCGGCCAGUCCCUGCUCCCAGACGUAUCGUGGCAGCAAGGCCUUCUCCGAGCCCGAAACGUUCUACAUUUCGAAAUUCAUCAGCGGCUUCCCACGCGACACCUUCCAGGCGUAUCUCUCGUUCCACAGCUACGGCCAAUACAUACUCUAUCCAUGGGGCUAUGACUAUCAACUAACCAAGGAUCGCGCCGAUCUGGAUCGUGUGGCACGCCAAGCGGGCUCGAUUAUCACCAAGUCUUCGGGCGUCAAGUAUACUGUGGGAUCGUCGGCUACGACGCUUUAUCCCGCUGCCGGUGGCUCUGAUGACUGGGCCAAGGGCAUUGCGGGCAUCAAGUACGCCUACACCAUUGAGAUGGGCGACACGGGUCGCUACGGCUUCGUCCUGCCCGCCAAGUUCAUCCAGUACAACGGCAAGGAUGGCUACACCUUUGCCGACACCCUCGCUCGCGCCAUCAUUCAGGGUCGCUCGAAGGAUGCCCGCAGCAGCACCCGCAGCAUCCGUCGCCGCGUUCGCUAGUUGCCUUCCUCCUAGACUUAGCUCAAUAUGAAUUUUUUUUUCUCGCAUUCAUAAUUUAUUUAUUUUUUUUUUUUUUUGUAAUGUUAUUUAUA
Messenger RNA from Drosophila navojoa, 3601 nucleotides. RefSeq lists its product as uncharacterized. Gene Ontology annotation, biological process: proteolysis. The record is from RefSeq and is a predicted model, not a curated record. Gene Ontology annotation, molecular function: metallocarboxypeptidase activity; zinc ion binding. Lineage: Eukaryota; Metazoa; Arthropoda; Insecta; Diptera; Drosophilidae.